UACCCGGCGCGCGGUAGUAAACUAGCGGGCAAAAAAUGACUGGUGGACGGCGGAGGCUUAGCUCGGAACGGUGGGGGACCGUGUCGCUGACGAUGCUACUAGCUGUCGGUGUUUGCCCGCUCCUCUGCAAAGCAACUGAUGAUUUUUCCACGUGGUGCGGCAGCGAUACGAGAACAGGGGGAACAAAAUUCAACAUUUCUGUCGAUGUCCAAUGCAACAACUCAUUCAUUAAUCUCACAAUGAAUUUCCUGGGCGAAGAAUUGUCUUUAACUCGUCAGGAAUACUAUUGGCUGGAGUAUGAGUGCUUCUUACCCAACAAUAAUGCUACUGUCGUGGAGGCAAAGAUACCCAAUCCAGAAGGUUACGUUGUGGUGCUGUCCAACUACGCACAGCCUGUCGAAGAUGCUCCCCUGCCGGAUGGAACAGUGUGCACCGUCAGAGGGUGCUUCUACGAAGAGGGGUAUAGUGUUUACCGUUUCAUCGUCCCAAGAAACUGCACUGUU
Molecule: messenger RNA, 503 nt
Organism: Geodia barretti
Lineage: Eukaryota; Metazoa; Porifera; Demospongiae; Tetractinellida; Geodiidae
Source: the annotation of a GenBank genome assembly